AUGAUGUCCCCAAGGAGUUUCCUUUACUACAAUAGGCAGCCCUCGGCCUCGACCACACCUACAUCGUCCGCUCCCUCCUCUUCGUCCCUCACGCCCAACUCAACCACCAACAGUUACGCCACCAGCUUGAGUUCGACUUUCGUUAAGACAGCAACGACAACGACGACCGUCCCCAUCAACACCACCAGAACGGCUCAGCCUUCUGCCCUGCUGGAUCGGAAAAAGGAUGCCCAGAACGUCUCUGUCACAGUCACGCCUAUCCCUACUACUUCCACGACCACCUCAGCUACCAUGGCCAAAAGGAAGGAUGCUCGCCGCGAAACGACAAAGUUGGCGCCCUCGAGCCCUCCCAGGACGACUACCAGCGUAACUACGCGACCCACUACCCCGACCACUCCGGUUCAGAUCCCCUCCAAGGCGAGGUCAAAUCCGUCUCACGGCUCUCAUCGCCACGCGCAGCGGAAACCCUUACGCCCCCGGGAUGUGCACUCACCAGAUGCUGUCCCCCCUGCCAUGCUGGCCCUGCUCGCCGUCACUGAUAUCCCCAGACCGCGACGCACUCUGAGGCAAAGGUUCUCCCGAGACCAGCAUAUGACUCUCGAGGCUGUCAUUGAAAGACAGCAAGUAUGCGAGAAGGAACUUAGUCUUACUUUUGGCAGCAAAAGCCCCAUGGACCUGCUGCUCUCGCCGCCAGAUGACUUGACAGACGAUGAUAUGUCGAUCAGUGACAGCGGCCUCGGUUCCGUUCUGUCCACCAGGACCGUCUCUGUGGAGUCGGUUCCUUCUUUGGGCGACUCCUUCUCGACCGACACAUUGUCGUCCGUCGAGUCCCCUUACGGAUUCAGCCCGCGAAGAAAGCGAUCCCGUCAGCCCCGGCGGUCUCUGGAGCCCGUCUCAUCGCCUCCCGGCCAGCCGGAGGACCAUCCGCUGUCUCGCGACCGGGUCAACGUGGACGACCUCGAUUUCCGGGUGUUUGACGAAUCCCAGGACGAGGAGGACACCAAGUCGGAAUUCUCGUUUUCCGACUACACGUUCCCCCUGCGGCCGCUCAAGUCGGCCUUUAAGUCGAACCUGACGGCGUCGCUGCGUGCACUGCGCUCGGCAGCGCGGUCCAUCUCAGCCAUCAACUUCUCGUCGAUCCCGCCUGACGACUUUCUCACCCGGUCGAUUCUCACGAUCGACCCCAAGGUGCCGUACACGGAUGAGCGACGACCACCGGUGCUGGAAGAGGAGCCGUCUGCGGCGCUGCGUCGUUACCUAAACCCCACGACCAACGCUCGCAUCGAGCCCCACACGCCAACGGCAACGGCGACGGGCACGCGAAGCUUUACUGCCUCGAUCCAGAUGCAGACGUACAAGGUUCAGCGAAGCCGCAGCACACCACCCACGUCAAUACGGAGCCCCUCUCCGACGACAUCGGCGAGCACGACUCAGUCACCUACGCUGCCUUAUCAGCCCCCAGCCCAAUCUCCGAACCAGACCGCAUUCACAUACCCCCCCGGCGGUAUGCGUCAACGGGAGAUGCGGGAGAACUCGGAUUUCAUCCGCAUCGCCGUCAUGGAGAUGGCGAUGCGCAAGCAGGGCAAGCUCGACGACCAACGGCCGGGCCGCGCGCGGUGGGCAUUGCCUCCGCGGAAGGCCAACGUGCGGGCCUACGAGGUCGGCGCCGACGGCGUGCCGGCACGUUGGAUUCCAGCGUCAAACUGA
Colletotrichum higginsianum IMI 349063 is the source of this 1707-nucleotide messenger RNA. RefSeq lists its product as uncharacterized. The transcript has a single exon. NCBI's taxonomy places the organism in Eukaryota, Fungi, Ascomycota, Sordariomycetes, Glomerellales, Glomerellaceae. The record is from RefSeq and is a predicted model, not a curated record. The coding region runs from base 1 to 1707 and encodes 568 amino acids.